AUGCCCCCUCCGCUACACCAUUCGAGGAACGCCUCUUCCUCAUCUCUAAGUCUGCCUGUUGGUGCCGGUGAGGCCAGCGGCAGUACCACCCCCGGUGUUCCUCCACCGCUACCCCCAAGGCCAGGUGGAACCCCGGUUCCUCCAGUAGCGGUAAAUGAGUCGGCGCCGGACUCAGACUCGGAGUCUAUCACGCCCGCAGAUGUAGACGCACCCGGCACAUCCCUGCCCACGGAGAACCUCACACCGAAGGAAGAGGAGGAGCUUUCAGAGGUUCAGCUCCGCGAGCUGUAUAAUGAUGAGGAAAUUGAACGGUUCUUGUACCUCUUUUCAAUGUAUGUACGUGAAGUGCGCGCACCCGGCUCAGCCACGUCAACAACUUCAGCACAUGCUGCUUCUGCAAGCGCUCCAGCGUUGUCCGAGACGUUGUCACCACCAGAAAAUUCCGCUACUCCGACGCCAAGUCCAGCAACGGCGGAGGGCGACACCUCCCGCACACUUUCCGAGCGGAUCGCAAUCGACUAUUUCCUUCCUCUUCUCCCUCCGCCUCGCCCCCCACCAGCAGAGUUCAGCCUCGGUCGCCUCAACCAUACCACCCAGCGGCUAUACGUGUUGCUCGAGCCUCUGUACAGUCUCUUCGUCGUCCCGCUCCUGAGACUCGCAACCUGGGAGAAUCCGCGGAAGAGCUUUGCUUAUUGCGCUCUCUAUUGGAUCCUGUGGUACCAUGGACUGUUGCUAUCCGCACUGUUGCUCCGUAUGCUCUACAGCCUUGUGCGCAGGAAGCUCCAUCCUUACCCUAGCCUCGACGAACUUCGUGCGCACAGGACUAGGAUUGACCGGUCGCACACGUUCGGCGCGAUGCUUUCGGCGCGGUUAGCUACGUCGCCGACGCUUGGCGUGCAGGAUAUGUGGCACGUCUUCAAGGACUACAGGCGCACUCAGAAGCUGAAGAAGGCGGCGAAGGCACUCCACACCGAGGAAGCUGCAGGGCAAGCGGACGAUGCUGCUAGUAUGCAUAGUGUGGAUACGGAGAAACUUGAGCAGGCGCUCGAACCCGCGGUAGAAGAUAUCAAGGACGAGGAUCUCAAACGCCUAGGUUUACUCAUCUUGUCAGAUGUUGCAGACCUACUUGAGCGUAUCAAGAACAUUUUUCUCUGGCGUGACCCUCGCGCCUCUAUAUUCUACGGGGCAGUCCUCUUCGGCUGUUUCUUUUUGGUUCUACUGCCUGCGCGGUACUUGGUAAAAUCCAUCGGGUUCACUGUCGGCAUGUUGUUCUGGCACAUCGUACCUAUCCUGGUGGCCAUUCCUCCGUCUGAGAGAUCUCGCAUUCCACCCCCGCUCUCCAAAGUUCCUACAGAUGCGGAGUAUGCGAUGGACUUGAUAUCGCAACGCGUUGCGAGAGGACUGCCCGUACGACCUAAGAAGCGUAGGCGCAGACAACACCCGGCCGAGGUCGGUGUCGCGGAUGUAACGGCUGUGGACGAGCAAGAGCAAAGUAACAGCUCCUCGGUAGACUGGAACAAGUGGGGAGACCGUCUCGCAUCCACGAAGGAGCGUACUGGCGAAAUCAAGAAGAAACUCCAAGAUGGCCAGUGGAAGAAGCCGGAGAACUGGGCGGCGCUCAAUCCUCUCGCGCCGAUUGCGACAGCGCCACAAAGCGGGCCCGAGACCCGGAUCGAGACACACACCUUCCCAGCGCAGCUGAAGCAACACCCCGGCUUGAUCACGCUCACGCCAACGACGGUCUUCUUUACACCCCUGCUGUCAGCCGCCGCCACGCUUUCCAUUCCUCUUGCAGACGUGUCCAGAGUGAAGAAGGGCAGCCUGAUGAAGAGCAUCGAGAUCCAUUAUACCGAGACGCGCGCAGGCGGGUCUACAGAGCCCAAGGAGGUCAAGUUCCUGUUCGUUGGUUAUCGGGACGACUUGUUCGCGAGGCUCAUUAGCUGGGGAGGCAAGCGGUGGACGAACGUGUAG
Messenger RNA from Trametes versicolor FP-101664 SS1, 1971 nucleotides. RefSeq lists its product as uncharacterized. The coding region runs from base 1 to 1971 and encodes 656 amino acids. NCBI's taxonomy places the organism in Eukaryota, Fungi, Basidiomycota, Agaricomycetes, Polyporales, Polyporaceae. Gene Ontology annotation, biological process: apoptotic process; negative regulation of toll-like receptor 9 signaling pathway. The transcript has 9 exons. The record is from RefSeq and is a predicted model, not a curated record.